GGUGGAAGGGUUGAGCUGAGCAAGUGUUUGCUGGAGGAGGAAGAGGAGGAGGGUUGGGGACCGGGAGCUGGCUCGCACUCCCCGAGCCGCACGGGGAGCAGAGGACGGGGCUGCCCCACGCCUGCUGGCCCCCAUGGCCGAUGACAUCGAGUGGCUGGACCUGCCGGGAAGGUGGACCUACGGCGUCUGCGGGGACGGACGCAUCUUCUUCAUCAACGACGAGACCAAGUCCACGAGCUGGGUGCACCCCAGCACAGGUUACUCCGUCCAGAGCGGGCACUUCUCCUGCGCCGGGCUGCCCCGAGGCUGGGAGGUGGACACCACGCUGCACGGGGGCUUCUACUUCAUCAACCACAAUGAAAGGCGGAACACGUUCCUGCACCCAGUGACGGGCCAGGUCCCAGAAGAAAACUCAAGACUGGACUUGCAGAAACCGACCUUGGACAUGUCAAGCAAAGCAGGCGGCAAGCGCCCGGCGACCAGCAGCAGCAGCGAGCCCUCCAACCACGCCAUGGUGUCGGAGGUGCCCCCGGAGCGCCCCGGAGGCCGGGUGAGUGCCCGGAGCCAUGCGGCACGGCGGGCGGUGGUGGAGACGGGGUGCUGGGGGUCCCCCAGGGCGCUGAGUGCCUCCUCUCCCCCUCUGCAGGCAUCGCGCCCCUCCCGCAAGGGCAUCGCCUUCGGGAAGCGCUCCAACUCCAUGAAGAGGAACCCCAACGCUGCCGUGACCAAAAGUGGCUGGCUCUACAAGCAGGCCAGCUCGGGGGUGAAGCAGUGGAACAAGCGCUGGUUCGUGCUGGUGGAUCGCUGCCUUUUCUACUACAAAGAUGAGAAGGAGGAGAGCAUCCUGGGCAGCAUCCCCCUCCUCAGCUUCCGCGUGGCGGCCGUGCAGCCCUCCGACAACAUCAGCAGGAAGCACACCUUUAAGGUGACUGUGUGCUGGGUGGAGGAGGUGCCGGCGAGUAACGGGCAGUCCCUGUCUCCCCAGGCCGAGCACGCCGGCAUCCGGACCUAUUUCUUCAGCGCCGAGAACACGGAGGAGCAGGAAUCCUGGAUCCAAGCCAUGGGCGAAGCCGCCCGGGUGCAGAUCCCCCCCACCCAGAGACACGAGAAGACAGACUCGGAAAACAUCCCUCCCAGCAAGCACCACCACCACCGCAACGCCGUGCACCGCGAGCACCCCAAGGCCGACCCCGACGCCAAGACCCGGGGUGAAGGCGACGGCCGGGGCUCCGAGAAGAUGGAGAGGAAACCGGAGAGGAUGGAGAGCAAGAAGGAACCUUUAGCCAAAGCCAACGGCAUCGCGGGGCAGGAGAUGCCCUCGGAGCCCGGCAGCCCUUACCCCGAGGGACCCCGGGUGCCACCGAGCACGGAGAGGCCGACGCAGCCCAACGGGUGGCCCUACUCUUCCCCCAGCCGCCCCGGCAGCACCGCCUACCCCCCACCCGACGGGGAGAGCGCUGCCCACCGCCGCAGCUUUGCCCCCCGCACCAACCCCGAGAAGAUCGCCCAGCGCAAGAGCUCCAUGACGCAGCUGCAGCAGUGGGUGAACCUGCGCCGGGGCAACGUGCCCCCCGAGGAGCUGCGGAGCCCCACCAGGUUUUACCCCGUUUCUCGCCGGGUACCCGACUACUACUCGCCCUACUCGCCCCAGUACCCCGAGGACUACCAGUACUACCCGCCCGGCGUGCGCCCUGACAGCAUCUGCUCCAUGCCCGCCUACGAGCGCGUGAGCCCGCCCUGGGCGCUGGAGGACAAGCGCCCCUCCUUCCGCAACGGGGGCCCCUACCAGCUCCGGGAGUGGAAGGAGCACCCCGCUUUUGGCCGCCAGGACGUCCCGCUUUGGCUCGCCGGCCCCGGCAGGCAGCCGACUUAUUUCGACGAGGUGGACGCCGCCUCGGGGUCCCUGCGGCGCAUGUCACUGCAGCCCCGCUCCCGCUCCGUGCCGCGCUCGCCCAGCCAGGGCUCCUACACCCGGGCUCGCGUCUACUCCCCCGUCCGCUCGCCCAGCGCCCGCUUCGAGCGGCUGCCACCCCGGGGAGAGGAAAUUUACGCCGACCCCGCCGCCUUCAUGAUGAGGAGGUCCAUCAGUUCGCCCAAGUACGACUACCUGGGCGACAGGCGGCCCGUCCCCGCGGGGAUGUUCCCGUACCACUACCCAGCAUCUCCCACGGUCCACGACAAAAUGGAUGAACUUUUAGACCUGCAGUUGCAAAGAAACCUAGAGUAUUUGGACCAGCAGAUGAGCGAGAGCGAAACCCUGAUCAGUAUGGUGAACAGGAUGGUGGAGACCUCCUCCCCUAGGGCUCAGCUCUACAUGCAAGUGACGCCCUUCCCCGAAGCCUACAGGGAGCCUCUGCACGCCUACAAGAUAAGCGAGCAAGACACCGAUAAGCUGCUGGGGAAGCUGUGUGAGCAGAACAAGGUGCUGCGGGAGCAGGAGAGGCUGGUGCAGCAGCUUCGAGCGGAGAAGGAGAGCCUGGAGAGUGCCCUGAUGGGGACGCACCAGGAGCUGGAGAUGUUCGGCAGCCAGCCAGCUUAUCCGGAGAAGCUGCUGCACAAGAAGGAAUCGCUGCAGAACCAGCUCAUCAACAUCCGCGUGGAGCUCUCGCAGGCCAGCACGGCUUUGGCCAACAGCACCGCUGAGUACGAGAGCCUGGAGAGCGAGGUGUCCGCCCUGCACGACGACCUCUGGGAGCAGCUGAACCUCGACAUCCAGAAUGAAAUGGUCAACAGGCAGAUCCAGAAGGAGAUCUGGCGGAUCCAGGACGUGAUGGAGGGGCUGAGGAAGAACAACCCGUCCCGCGGCACGGACACCGCCAAGCACAGAGUGGCCAUCGGCCCCUCGGGCACGUACAGCUCCAACAGCCCUGCCAGCCCCCUGAGCUCGGCCAGCCUCACCAGCCCCCUGAGCCCCUUCUCCCUCGUCUCCGGCUCCCAGGGCUCGCCCACCAAGCCGGGUCCCAGCGAGGAACCCGGCCCGCCUCGACCUCCCCUCCCCAAGUCGUAUGUCCCCCUGGAGCCUCCUCCGACCGUCCCUCCGCUCCCUAGCGAGAGCCGCCCCUGGCCGUACCCCACCUCCCCUUCCUGGCAGCGAGGCGGCGAGGCGCAGAGGGGACAGCCCAAGCCGAGCUUCGAGCAGAGCAAGAAGGAGACGCAGCGAGCGGCUGCCCCCACUGCCCCCGCCGAGGGGCCACCGGGCAGGCAGGAGCAGGAGGCAGAGAAGCAAGCGGCUCUCAACAAAGUGGGCAUCGUGCCCCCCCGAACCAAGUCUCCGCCGGAGGAGGAGGUGGUGCCCGCGGGCAGCAUGCUGAGGAGGAGCGCCGGCGGCAUGGCCAACGGGCUGGGAUCCAAGGAGAGGCCGAAGAGCGCCGUGUUUGCCAACGAGACGAAGGUGAAGAUGAGCGUGGAGGAGCAGAUCGACCGCAUGAAGCGCCACCAGAGCGGCUCCAUGAAGGAGAAGCGGCGCAGCCUGCAGCUGCUGGGCAGCCAGCAGCCCGACACCCCCGGCACGAAGGCACCUGCCUCCUACAAGGUGGUGCGCCGGCACCGCAGCAUCCACGAGGUGGACAUCUCGGACCUGGAGGCAGCGCUGCGCUCCGACGACCCCGGCAAGGUCCACGAGACGCCCCGGGAGGAGAUCGCCCGGCUGCGCAAGAUGGAGCUGGAGCCGCAGCACUACGACGUGGAUAUCAACAAGGAGCUAUCCACGCCGGACAAAGUCCUCAUCCCCGAGCGGUACAUCGAGCUGGAGCCCGACACGCCGCUCAGCCCUGAAGAGAUGAAGGAGAAGCAGAAGAAGGUGGAAAGGAUAAAAACCCUCAUUGCCAAGUCCAGCCUGCAGAACGUCAUCCCCCUGGGCGAGGGGGAGGUGGACACCCCCCAGGACCCCGAAACGCAGCUGCAGGAGCAGGAGAAGAGGAUAGAGAUCUCGUGCGCGCUGGCUGCUGAGGCGUCCCGCCGGGGCCGCAUGCUCUCGGCUCAAUGCGCUACCCCAAGCCCUCCCACCUCCCCAGCCUCCCCGACUCCACCGACCAACCCCCUCUCGUCUGAACCAUCCCGGGUCGCCGACAGCAGCCAUUUUAUGCGUGUCUGAGCCAUGAACUCAAGCCCUGGCCGCUGCCAGCGCCGUCAAGUUCCACGGGGCCACGUUUUAGCGCGCCAACAUGCGCCCCGACUCGACACCGAACCUCUCCUCGGCCAUCGUUUUUGGUUCUCCUGGACCCCUCCCUCCUUCCCACCAACGGCGAGACCCCCCCGGGAUGGAUGAGCGGGGAGAUGUGGCACGGAUGGCACCCGCUGCUCUGCCCCGUCCUGGAGGAGACGUGCGGGUGCUGGGAGUUGCUCUGCUGGAGCGUGGUCCCCAAGGACGGGGGGUCCCGAGCUGCCCGCCGGCACAGGGAUGGAUCUGUGGUGGCCUCGGUGCCAGGCUGGCUGGGACAGCCGUACAGGGGGGCAUUUGCAGCAGUGGUCUUGGCACAGCCAGCCCUCCCCUUGCUGGGGCAGCCCUGGAGGAGCGCAGCACCCUCCACCUCUCCGUGCGGAUGUGUUGGCAUCCCAAAAGUCUGCAGCGGGGCUCCUCCAGCUGGAGCUCAACCAUCCCACCACAGGUGGUGCUCUCACCGCGCUCUGGAGGCUCCAUCUCUGCUCUUUGGCUGCUCGCUGCCUUCCCUGUGCCCUCAAACUGCUUUUAGCAUCUGUCUGGCUGGAGGGAGUCACCAGCAGAGCCUGGCAGCUCCAUCACGCCUCGUGCCCGGGGCUAAGCAGAAGGAAGGAGGAGCUGUGCGGGGUCAGAUGGAGAGGGGACAGGGGGGACACGGGGAGCUGGGACAGUGCGAGGGCUGCCCGGUGCGGUGCUGGCACGGAGCAGCAGGUCUGGGAAGGGACAGGGAUGUUGGAAAGGAGCAGAGGAGCGGCACGAAGCCAGGGCUCGCUGGGCCGAGCAGGGAUCUGUGCGGGUGGCUGGGGACGGUGCCAAGAAGGGGACUGGGUUCGGGCCACGAGCAGCAGUGGGGUUUGGCCUCAGUGCGCUCCUACAAACAGCGAUGCUUUGCCUGUGGUCACCCCCAGCACCCAUGGGUGCCCGAGGCUGGGGGGACACGUGGGGAGCAUCUCGGGGCUGCAAAGAGCCGGGACCCCCUUGGGCAUCCCCUCUGUGCAAGCCGGGCUGCUGGAGGAGGGGGCUCCUUGCCCCACAGCCCCGGGCUGGGUCAAUGAGCACCGGGGGGUGACAGAUUUGGGGGACAGGACUGGGGGGACCCCAGCUGUGCUCGCAUCCUCCGGUGCCAGCACGGGCUGGGACCCUCUGAAAACCUGACAGCGCACCCCACCCCGAGACCUUGCCAUUGCACUCCAACCCCCGUGGCUUGUUCAUUUAUUUUUUCUGUAGCGGGUUUACCCUUUUCUUUAGCUUUUCAGAGGGAGGACCAACAGCUGCUCCUGCCGGGAAGCAGCAUCAGGCUGCGCAGGGCUGGGUGGGGGGGAGGCGCACGGGGUGAGGAUCCCGAUGCUGACCAUCCCCUCGCUUUUUCCCCACUGGCCGGAUCCCAAAUCCCUGGCCAGCCCCCUGCCCUGUACCCGCGUGCUGCCACCAGGCCACCCCUCUGCGCCCCCAUCGCUCCCCCAAUCGUAGCAAUACUCCUCGGAUCCCAGGAACCCCAAGUCCCGCUCCGCUCCCGAGCCUCCUGCUGCCCUCUUAGCUCAUAAAGCUGGCCCUUUAUUUUGCUAUUACAUGCCUUAAUAUAUGUUUUAUGGAAAUUCUACAUUUAUAAUAUAUAUAUAUAUAUUUGUUUUUCUCUUCUUUUCUGGGAGGUACUGUUUUGUGCUAAUCUCUCUCUCCGCAGGGUUGUUGGCACCAGCCCUGCCAAUGCAUUACAAAAGCAGAUUCUUUGCCAAUUUAUCAGAAAAAAAAAAAAAGAAGAAAAAGAAAGAAAAAAAAUAUUUAAAA
Molecule: messenger RNA, 5944 nt
Organism: Anas platyrhynchos (mallard)
Lineage: Eukaryota; Metazoa; Chordata; Aves; Anseriformes; Anatidae
Gene: PLEKHA6
Product: pleckstrin homology domain containing A6
Molecular function (GO): protein binding
Source: RefSeq, a predicted model, not a curated record